UCGAACCCGUCCGCCUAUCGAGAUAUCGCGCCAAAAUAUUUCUAUCUACGAUUAUUUCGUGUUAAUUUUCGUCGAUAUUCUAUCGUGUCGUUAAUAACGUCGCGAUUCGUUUGUCCACAAUGAGAAAAAGACUGAUUGGCUUAUUGCGUUUUAUAUAAUGUAAUAAACGUAUACUGGAAUGGUGUAUAACCUGUUUGUAAACACGACAGACGCGUGACCCAAACGACUCAAAAUUCUCGUAUAUUCUACGCCGAACAUGAAAUUGAAUAUUCGUCGCGAAGAGUGAGUGAAUUUUGACGCAAUUAUAUACGAUACGCAAUUAUUAUAUUUGUGAAAUUUUGACGAUAGUGGCGUCUGUGGCGUCUGUCCAAACAUCGAACAAUCGAACUUUCAAAUCGAUCGCUGAUUGGCUAUAUCGAAUGAGCGAUUUUUCCAUGUAGUGUCGUUCGUCUGAUUUUAUUCUUCGGUCACAUUCGUUCAUUCCAUUGUUUCCAAAGUUUUCACUAUGAAGGUGAUCUACUUUUUCACGAUUCUCUGGACACUAGCUGUUUCUACGUUCUGCGAGCCAGUGAACGAACCUCCGAAAACGAAACUGACGAUUCUAAAAUGUUGUCGACACAUGGAGGAGUUGGAGAAAGAAUUGGACAAUGACAUGGACGCCAAGUCUCGUUGCGUAUCGACUCAAUUCGAUUGGAAACCUGUCAUCUAUUCGCCUUCCAAACAAAAGAUGUUGGAUACUCCGCCAGAAGAAUGGAAUAUCGUCGAAGGAAAGAAGCCAGAUUGCAAAGACAAUUCGGUGUUAACCUAUGUGCCGUACAGACACACGAAUCCAUUCGUAAUCAUGGACGAUGGUCGCGUGCUUCCCGACAUACACGUGAACGACACAUUCGAACCGAACGAAUACUGCGCCGAUUCUAAUGCCUUGCUCGUGUGUAUGAAAAAUAAAAUGAACGGCAGUCAUGCAGCUAAUACGAUGAGGCCACGAGUUAGACAAUGCUGUGGAGAAAAUGCGGCUUUCUACGAAGAAAUACAUUCGUGCGCCCAUCUGAAGGAAGCCGCGAAUCCAACACCUUUAUUGCCGAAUGCGUCCGCCUCUGUUGAUAUAGUGCCUGGUUUCCCAACGUGUCCUCGUUCCGACAACUUUACGAUUUUGGGAGAUGCGAAAGAUGCCGUAUUGUUGCCGGAUGGAGGCCUGAAAAUCGACGGAGUCACUUUACCCAGUGGCAAGUUCUGCGUCGAGAGGAUCAAGGAACUGAAUCACGUGUCCAAGGUCUUCGCUUGCUCCGAGAACGCAUCGCAAAGACCUAUAAUGCAAGCGGCCGACAUCAGGUUCACCUUGUACCCCGUGGGCUUCAUCAUUAGCGUGGUCUUUCUGGCAGCCACGUUGGCCGCCGGUUGGCUGCUGCCAGCCUCUCAUCACGUUCUGCAUUGGCGCUGCCAGACUCAUCAUGUCACCUGCCUGAUGCUCGGUGAUCUUCUCAUGGCCAUCAUUCAACUCGCCGGAGACUCCCUUCACGGUGUAAGCUGUAAAGCGCUCGCAAUCAUGGCUCACUUCUUCUUCCUUGCCGCGUUCUUCUGGCUGAACACGAUGUGCUUCAACAUCUGGUGGACGUUCAGGGAUCUGAGACCGGCGAGCUUGGAGAAAGGCCAAGAGACCCUUCGACUACGAGUGUACGCCUGCUACGCGUGGGGUGGCCCCCUUCUGGUCGCCGGUUUGGCCGCCCUUCUCGAUCAUCUUCCGCCCCAACCUCAGUACACGUUCCUCAGGCCCCGUUUCGGCGUGAAACAGUGCUGGUUCUAUGAUGACAUGGCAAUCUUGGCAUACUUCUUCGGCCCCAUCGGCUUCUUGCUCGCUGUCAAUCUUCUGUUUUUCGCAGCAACCGCCCGCGAGCUGACGUGCGGUCUAUGGAAAGGCGAAUUCGUGAAAAGCACCACGGAACGAGCCGCAUUAGGCCGCGUGUGCAUGAAGCUGGUGGUCGUGAUGGGCGUCACCUGGGUGGCCGACGUCGUCUCGUGGGCGGUCGGUGGCCCUCAAUACAUCUGGUACUUCACCGACAUGAUAAACGCGUUCCAGGGAGUGCUAAUCUUCGCGGUGGUUGGCUGCCAGCCCCAGGUCCGCGCCGCGUUGAAGAGGAUCUGCAACAGGAACCCGAGGACGAACGCUGGAAGGCAGGGAAACGGGCUGAGCACUACCAGUCACGGGAUGCCCAGCAUGGGCGACAGCGUCAUUCAGAAUCCGAGCACGAAGACCGCCCCGCUGGAAACCAUCUGCUAAGCGACUUCCUCCGACCGGUGCCGCGUUCACCUCCACGCUUCGGAGAUCGUCGCUCCACCAUCGUCCACGUUUAUCCACGAACGCGGAAUUUCGGUGGACGGGAAGCGGCGCCUGCUCGAAACACGUUGAACAGACGCGGAAGUCGAUCGAGCGGAAGAACAUUGUAUACGAAGCGAUCAGCGUGCGAAACGUCCAACCAUUGAUAGAUCGGUACCAAGAAGCAGAAUUAAUUAGAUUCGGAUUAAAGUCGUCGCGAUGUAAAACGAUACAGAGGAGGAUCGUGCUCGAUUGAUUUACUUGAGUAUCGACCAAAAGAAAACGCUUGGUUUCCCCUUCUAUUAAAUAUUAAAUAAUUUCCAAUUACGUUGGGUGAACGUAACGCGUUACAGAUAUUAUGUUAUAUUUGAAAAGAAAAAAAAAAAGGGUUGAUAUCCGCUGUGAAAGAAGUGAAAAGCAGCGUUGAGCCGUAAGGACGAUUUCCUCCUUAAGGUCACUUCGAAAGGGGACAGAAGUUGGUGUUAAAGGUUCGACGACCUCGAGACCUUGAACUUGGAAAAAAAGCCUCGACUUCCUCGAUCCCCUCGACCGCUUCUCGACACGACGACACCCGUUCCACGAGGAUCGUCUGGCCGCGAAGUAGGCCCUGGUUCCAUUCGCGUUCUCAAACUUCUUUUCUCUUCUCUUCUCUUCUCUCGUCUUUCCUCUUCGAGGUCGUCAACCUCGGCGAUACACGAUCGCGAAGAAGCACGCGUGUGACGUCGGCCGCGGUCGGUGUGUGUCCCCCGUGGGCUAGGUGGAAAGCGGCCAUAACGCGCGAGCACUGUCACUCUGAAUAGUUCAUUGUCGCGACAGGGAGCAGCACAAUGGAGAGCGGAGAAAACAACGCGACAAAUAUUCAUAGAGAAGACCCGUCCCGGUUCGAGUUACCUCGAGAGAGAGAACCACGUUCCUCGCUACUUACGCCCCCACCUUUCGCUCGCGUCAGAUCCUGGCCAGAUGUCGUCGCAAUUUGUAGUUUGAAUCAAUCUUCUCUGGAUUUUGCCUUCUCGUUACAAUGAGCGAAUGACUCUCUGACGCGAGAGUCCGUUGUCCACGGUAAUUCUAAGACUUUUCACAUUGUUAUCGUCCGAUUAAAAAAUGAAAUGUUGGUCGCGAUUGUGUUGGUCGAUAUUAAUAUUUGUAUUCGUUCAUUUUCUUUUUUUUUUCUUAUCAUUCGCGCGAUGUGGAAACGAGUGUACGAAUGUAACGCAUAUAAUGCAUGUCUCCUUAUUUUUUCGAUUGAAAAAUAUCGAGCACAGAUAUAGAAUCGUUCACGUCAUUGAUAAUCGGCCAAUAUUCAUUUUUAAUCGAAAAAAAAAAAAAAAGAGAGAGAGAGAGUUCAAAAAGGAGGUUGUAAACUGAAAUGCGAAACGAGAACGAUUUAUCAUAGAUUACACAAUGAUUUAUCACGUGUUACGAUCAACCGAUUACUUCGAUUACGUGCAGAUGAACGAAGUUAACGAGAUGAUGUGUGGCCGAUACGAGACGCGCUGUUUCGAUAUUAAUAAGUGGCGCCAGGCAAGUGCAACGAGAUCGACCGCGAUUACGGUCGAAUUUUUGUUCCCCUCGCGACAAUAAGGGAUCAUCGAUAUUAAUAUAUCUCGAGAUCGAAAGGAGUCUCUCGUCAAGUUCGCUUUGGUUUUACGCGACGACUCGAUGGCACUUUCGCGCCAUGGCCUGUUUCAAUUUCCGCGAUUCUCAGAGGUGUAACGUGGAUGAUUUUAGAAAAAUUUAAUUACGAUGAACAAUAGAGAGAAAAUUUCGAUUUGUGAGCGAACGAUGAACGCGACUCGCUCGAUCGUGAAAUUGAACGUGGAUGGCCUUGACCCGUGUUUGCAACCACGGUGUGUCGAGAAAGGACGAACGAUGAAUUCCGUACUUUCUUCUAAGGCUCGCCCCGCUUCGUUAUUCAUCGAGCGUGCCUGGAGCCACGAGCGAUCGCUCUUCAAUUUCCUUUAGCAUAAAUUUGCAUUGGCACCGUGGCCCAUCGUGGCUACCAUUUAACGCGUUGAAUUCGAAGUCUUAUAACGUCGUUCAUUUCGGUCGCGCGUCAUUUUCUCUGAUUAAACUCUUCCAAUUGUUUUAUUUCUUUUUUUAUAUCCAGAGACAUUCUCAGAUUUACUCUCGUCCAUCUGUACAGUUCGUAACCUCCUUUGGAUCACAGUAUCUCGGCAACGGACUAUGAAAGAAUUUAUUAUGAAAGGGACUCGAAGGAAAGUAUUCUCACUGCCACAGAAUUCAAAUUUCAACGAGAAGACUCGAAGCAACGGAUUUUUUUUCAAAUCGAGUUGCGAAAAAUUUUGAUAAACGUUUACACUACGCUACGUCGAUUGUAAGCACAACGAACAUGUUCGUUCGUUUCGCUUAGAAAAAACGAUAUAUAUUCUUUUUUUAUACUUUGAUACCGCAUGAACAUGAUUUUUUAUAUAGAUGAUACUUAUACGGGGAUAGAGAUCGAGUUGAAAAAGAGUUGAAGAAAUUAUCGAUUAAAUUUGAAUGAUCGCCAAUGAGGAUUCCUUUUUUUUUCUUUUUUUUUUUUUUUUUUAAACGGAUUAGUCACGCUUUCACGAAGUCAAACGUAGGUAGGUCAGGGCAUAAUGGACGACAACUCGUGACAAUACACAUUAGGAAUUCAAUGCCUUCUGAAAUGCCUUCCAAACAUGGUGUUCAACGUGCCGAAUUGUAUACAAUGGAGAAACAAGCGGAGACCGUACGAAGUCCUUGUCGGUUCUCCUCUCAUCGCGUGUACAACGCGAGAUUGCUAUUUCUCCACGCGAUUUCCGGCGUAACUUCCGAUGACAUUCCUCCACAGAUUCAUUCAACUUGUGAUCAUGAAUUAAUUAAUUAAUUACACUUGCUAUUCUAUACGAAGAAGCGAAGCAUCGAUAACGAUAGAACUUCAUUUAUAUGAAUCUGGUAAAUUCAUAUAAUAUAAUAAUCUAUCCAUUAUUUAUAUUAUUCUUAAGCUUUUAUUCAAAUAUUUAGAGUUUAAGUUCUAGCUUAUCUCUUCGAAUUAUACAUAUAGUUGUACAUUAGUCCAUUUUAUUUUAAUCAUCAAUGUAUAAUCCACUUUUUCCUUUUUUAAUCUUUUCCAGAACACCAAUAUAUAUUCUUUUGCGUUAUUACUUUGGUUUUCGAAAAGCAAUACGAAUGUCAUGGGAAAUCGCCGGGUGCGAUAGAACGCACCGCAUAAAAACCGUCUCACGUAGAGUUAGGUACCUCGCACUCGAGUUUGCUAUUCUUUAGACCGCACGUUCGCGUAGUUUCUCGACACGUGAACGAGAGUAGAGUAAUCAUCGUCAUUGUUUCUUCAGGUGCAUUCAAGAGACUGAGCCAUGUACCCUUCGCUCACGUUAAACCGAAACUAUCCGAACUCUCCGCGAAGAUACUCGACAAUGUUUUCCAAAUACGAACUUACUUCUGAAUCGGUAGUAUCAAAUCCUACGUAUAACACUCCCUGCCUUCGUUUCCUCGAUAAUAAUUAAUCUAAAAUACGAAUCUUUUCGUUUCGUGCACUGUUGCUUUGUCGUCAAACCCGUACGAUGGAUCUUGAAACGCAGAGGGACGGAUAGUUUCUCUAAAAUCAUAUUAGUUCCUUUUCUCGUUGUAUGGAUGGGGGAGUGGAACGCCAAGUUGUCGAAGUUUCGAACUUUUUCGAGUAAUGGGAGAAAUGGGAGAUGGUACGAUACCUCGUCAACAUUCGCGUCCACGUAGCGUGCGUGUCGUGCAUGCGUGCACAUAUCGAAUAAUUGCGUGUCAAUGCGAGCGUGUGAACGGCACAGUGUAAUUAGCGCAUUAACGAGCAUUAACUUUGUUAUAAAUCCCUUGCUGUGUAUAAUCGCUGAUGGCGGGCGUAACGAGCCGACGACAAUUGUAAAAUUUCCAUUCUGUCCAAUAAUGUAUCGUCGCAAGAACGAACUAGGCCGUCGUUUUAUUUCGCGUUAUAUCUGGAUCGAUUCGAACGUUCAAAGAUCAAUUGCAUAUAGAAUUCUCGGCCAAUCGACGAUUGUUGUCAGCGUCGUCAAACGCUGUUACGCUGUCUUUCGGUUGCCUCCCCUAUUGCAUCUCCUCGUGUAGAUAACAUUUCUCCCGUCAUUAUGUUAAAAUGUUAAUUAUAAGUAAGUAGAGUAGAUACGUAUAUUAAGUUAUUAUUCGUAUCCGUCGCGUAAGAAAAGAAAAAUAUAUGCGAGCAAUUAUUAUGAAAAUCGCGUUCUACGUAAGCCAUGAUCGUAAGACGGAUUUCGAUGUACAUUAAUUUAACAUUCAACGUAUGAUAUUCAAUGAUAGUUCGUUACGUAGUUAAGAUAAUAUACGAGAUAAGAGGAACAACGUAGCCUUAAAAUUAAUUUAUUCGGAGUAGUCAUUGUUGGCGUAUGAACAAUAAGAGGAACGUAUAAUAUAUAUAGUAUACACAUACAUAAAUACACGUAAAGAACGUAUAUAUGUAUAUAUAUAUAUAUAUACGGUAUACGGUAGCUUGCCAGUAUAGAGAGGUAGAAUUAAGAAGAGAACACGUGAAUCACGACGAGGGCACGAAAGGAGAACGUCGAAAAGAGAUAACGACCGUUGCGAUCGUUACGGGAGAAAAUCCUCGCGAUCAAAUGGAGAGAGAGACGCUUAUUGAGGACCGCGUGCCUUCGCGUAAUUUACGUGCGUGCAUUCGCAGCGCGGAAAAUCCAAUGUUGAAUUUAACAUCGAGGACGUUCCAAGUCGCGGUGAAACGCAUUCGGUAUGCGCAAUCGUGACCAGUUGAAUAUAUUGGAAAGUCUUUGAAACUUUUUUAUCGAUAAAAGAUGUUGGAAUUGAAAAAAAAAAAAAAAAAAAAUGCGUUGUUGAUUAUAAUACUUGAUUCAAUACUCGACUCGAUAUUGGAUUCUUGGCGAGGCGAAUGAUUUCGUAAAUUUGGCCAAAAUAGUUCGUCACUUUUUGUAUAUUUUUUACCGCGAUGUAGGGAGAAAGAGCAGCGAAAAGAAUUGUUUUUAUCGUAUCGAAACUGUUACAUCGGAUGGAAAGGUUGAUUCUUUGGAGGCUAUUAUCGAGAGACAAUAGUAUUAACUCGUCGAGAGUAUUAGAGACGAGUUUGUGGCGAGCUCGUCUUGGCUCGAUUAGAGAACCGUGUAGAGAGAACAGUCGGAUUACCAUGGUAGAGAAAUUUAUGAUUACAACGACCCUGUACUACGGCCAAUCGUACACCAUUCCUGUACA
Apis laboriosa (Himalayan honeybee) is the source of this 7519-nucleotide messenger RNA. It is a transcript of the gene mthl1, whose product is annotated as probable G-protein coupled receptor Mth-like 1. Gene Ontology annotation, cellular component: membrane. Gene Ontology annotation, molecular function: G protein-coupled receptor activity. Gene Ontology annotation, biological process: G protein-coupled receptor signaling pathway; cell surface receptor signaling pathway. The transcript is spliced from 7 exons. Bases 506 to 2275 code for a protein of 589 amino acids. NCBI's taxonomy places the organism in Eukaryota, Metazoa, Arthropoda, Insecta, Hymenoptera, Apidae. The record is from RefSeq and is a predicted model, not a curated record.